Molecule: messenger RNA, 1260 nt
Organism: Rhopalosiphum maidis (corn leaf aphid)
Lineage: Eukaryota; Metazoa; Arthropoda; Insecta; Hemiptera; Aphididae
Gene: Polr3H
Product: DNA-directed RNA polymerase III subunit RPC8
Exons: 2
Coding region: 238-849 (203 amino acids)
Biological process (GO): DNA-templated transcription; transcription initiation at RNA polymerase III promoter
Cellular component (GO): RNA polymerase III complex
Source: RefSeq, a predicted model, not a curated record
CCACAUGGCACACGCGAGGGCGCUGAUCAAGGCAGUAUCAGCACAGAAGGCUCUAUGUGUUAUCCGUUGCCAGUUGUUACUUCGUUAGGUUAUAUGCUUGUGUUUAUAACUUUAUAAAUUAUAAUUAUAAGUUAUUAAAUAUUCAUGCACGACUGACGUUCGUUAGUAUGAGAGAUGAGACAGAUCUCUAAUAUUAUACAAUUUGUUAUUAUGAUCUAAGUUAUAAAAUAUAUUAAGAUGUUUAUCGUUAGUGAAUUCGAAGAGGUCGUGAAGGUCCAACCAACUCAUUUAGAAGAUGAUCAAGUGUCCCGAAUUGUCAUACACCUCAAUUCAAUGCUCGCAAAUAAAGUAGUAAUGAACGUCGGCUUGUGUCUGUCGUUGUUCGACAUUUUGGAAAUCGAUGAUUCAAUAAUAUACCCAAGCGAAGGAGCGUAUUUUUCCAAGGUGCGAUUUAGAUUCAUCGUCUUCAGACCAUUUGUUGAAGAAAUACUCAUUGGCAAAGUGAAGAGCUCCAGUUCAGAUGGAGCUGUACUAACAACCGGUUUCUUUGAGGACAUAUUUGUGCCGGCAGCAAACAUGCAAAAUCCCAGUCGCUUUGAUGUAAAAGACAAAGUGUGGGUGUGGGAAUAUGACAAUUGUGGCGAUACAGUUGAGUUGCACAUGGACAUUGGUGAAACAGUUAGGUUUCGUGUCGUUUCUGAACAGUUUAUUGAUACACAUCCAGGAGUAGACAGCGGACUUUUAGAUACUGGUGAGAUAGCAACAUCAAAAUCAAAAUCACCAUAUUCAAUUGUUGGCACAGUAAGAGAACCUGGUUUAGGAGUAAUUGGAUGGUGGACAGAUUUAUAAAUUGUUAAAUAGGUAAUAUAAAUCUAUUGUGUAUUAUAUUUUAAAUUUUAUUUAAAUUAUAUGUUAUGAAAUCAAAUAGUUCUAUUUUCUUAUUAUAUUUACAUAUACAAUGUACAUUAUACUUUAUAUUACGCCAAAAUUACAAUUUAAAAAUCAUAUGCUUUUAUCAGAUAAUUCCUUUUUUUAACUGUAUGUAAAAAAAUAAAUAUUCUACUAAAAGCUUAAAAAAUCAGAAAAUAGAAAAGACAGUAGGGUUUCUCAGUACAAUCAGUAAAUUUGAUUUAUUUAAAAUAAAAUCAUUUUGAAAUCAAUGUUUGAACCAUCUGAUAAAUGAAUCUAUCUACAAAAAAACUUUUAAUUUUUGUUUUAAAUUAUUGCAAUUAAAGCACAAUAGUAAUCUUAUAAAGGACA